Molecule: messenger RNA, 1156 nt
Organism: Linum tenue
Lineage: Eukaryota; Viridiplantae; Streptophyta; Magnoliopsida; Malpighiales; Linaceae
Source: the annotation of a GenBank genome assembly
CGCGCUUGACUAGAAAAAGCUUCUUCCUAACGGCAGGACCUUUCUCCGCCGCUCUAGAACCUUCAUCGGCCAAAACCCUAUAUUUCUUAAAUCGAAAGUUGAAAUCUACCCCUCCAUUUUCCCCAUGUUGUGGUGGUUCUCGUAGUUUCAUCGAAUUUCCACCCUCACUCAGGCAAGCAGUGCGUAACUGCCCGGAACUCGUCUAACAUCGUCGGACCAUUGCAUUUCCCCCUGCGCUAAGAUGGCGAACGAUUUGGCUCUUGAUUUGGAGGAGCUUAGGCAGCUGCAGGCCAUAGCCAAGCGGCCUCGCGUCCUUUCCCUCAUCUCUUCUGAGAUUCGCAACAUGGAGCAGAUGUCGAAGGGCCCUGCUUCUGUCCCUACACCAGCUCCCAUUGCUACUGGAGUCAAGCCCUCUGCUUCUCCUGCAUUGACGUAUUCUACUCUUGGAUCGUUCAGCUGGGAUCAGGACGCUGAGAAAGUGAAGAUUUAUGUGUCACUAGAGGGUGUCGAGCAAGAGAAAGUUGAGGCAGAGUUCAAGGAGAUGUCCUGCGAUGUCAAGUUCCAUGAUGUUCAGGGUAAGAACUACAGGUGCGCCAUCCCGAAACUGAACAAGGAAAUAGUGCCGGAUAAAUGUAAGGUGGUGGUUAAGCCUACGAGGGUGAUCAUCACUUUGUUCAAGGCUUCAAAGGGUAAUUGGUUGGACUUGCAGUUCAAGGAAGACAAGCUCAAGCCUAAUCUGGAGAAGGAGCGGGAUCCAAUGGCUGGGAUUAUGGGCUUGAUGAAGAAUAUGUAUGAGGAAGGGGACGAAGACCUGAAGCGAACUAUUGCCAAAGCAUGGACUGAUGCAAGAUCUGGCAAAGCGACUAUAUGAGGAAGGCUUUUUGUAAUCCCAUUUUGGCUUGGACGACAUUGUCUUGGGAAGUUGGGUUCUAGGUUCUUUUGGUUAUAUAUCAGCUACUGCAUGGUUGUAAGGAUGUCAUUGUUGGUCUAAAAAUGGGAAUGCAUCAAUAUGUGUUUGCACUCUGUUGAUCAUUUCUGGAAUGUAAAUUGCCUUUCGGCCGGUCUCUGUUCUCAAUUCUAAUGUCGUGACACGGUUCAUCUUUUAUCUCCAAUCUAAUCCAUUUUCUGCUUUCGUUCAAUUUCUGGUUUACACACU